Messenger RNA from Serendipita indica DSM 11827, 2994 nucleotides. The record is from the annotation of a GenBank genome assembly. NCBI's taxonomy places the organism in Eukaryota, Fungi, Basidiomycota, Agaricomycetes, Sebacinales, Serendipitaceae.
AUGUGGUCGCCGCUGUCCAUUCUCUUUGCUGCACUUGCACCUCUCCCUUCUGUGCUCGCCCUCGGCGGCCCAACCUGUCUCUCGUUCAAAUCUACCCAAUAUGCGAUUACCACCAAUAGCCAGGCCGCCACGAUAUGGAUCGACUCGUCUGACUGGCCUGGUGUGCAUCGUGCGGCCAUUGACCUACAAAAUGACCUUGAGAAGGUCACCGGAAAACGGCCCGUCAUCCUAAAUGUGACCAUGUCGGCCACUACAUCCAACUCCAACCUCGAUGCUGCUUCAAACACCAUCCCUAUCAUUAUCGGCACCGUCGGAAAGUCCAAUCUCGUCUCCUUCGCAUCACAGAGCAGCACAACGCUGAAGAACAAGGUUGCUGCCAUUCAAGGCAAGUGGGAAGCCGGAAUCUCGGAGGUUGUCAAGAACCCAAUGGCGGGAGUAACUGCCGGAUAUGUCAUCUUUGGUUCAGACAAGCGAGGCACGAUUUACGGCAUCUACGACUUCUUAGAGCAGGCGGGAGUUUCACCAUGGUACUGGUGGAGUGAUGUUCCGUACAAGAACCAUAGCGCCAUCUACGCGUUCCCAAAUGUUACUUGCUCCCAUGGCGAGCCAUCCGUCAAAUAUCGUGGAAUCUUCAUCAAUGACGAGCAGCCUGCAUUAACUGACUGGGUAAUCGAAAAGUUCUCGAACGGCACCGUAGCAAACAGGCCGCCUUUCAACAGAUUCAUGUAUUCCAAGGUCUUUGAACUACUGCUGAGACUCAAGGCAAACUACCUCUGGCCUGCAAUGUGGAACUCUGCAUUUGGGGUGGAUGAUCCCCUCAAUCAGUUUACCGCUGAUUAUUACGGAAUUGUCAUGGGAACUAGCCACCAAGAGCCCAUGUUGCGCUCGAGCCCAGUUGAAUGGAACCAAUUUGGAUCCGGUCAAUGGAACUGGGACGCCAACCAGGCAAACCUCGCCAAAUUCUGGACUGAUGGUGUGAAGCGCGGAGCACCAUAUGAAAGUAUCUACACCUUGGGCAUGCGAGGAACGGGAGACUUACCCGUCGAUGAAACCGGUAAUAUCGACCUUCUUCAGAGAGUUGUCGCUGCCCAAAGAGACAUUAUCUCGAACGUGUUUAACAAGAGUGCUAGUACCGUUCCUCAGAUGUGGUGUCUGUACAAGGAGGUGCAAGGCUACUAUCAACGCGGUAUGAGGGUUCCGGACGAUGUCAUUUUGCUCUGGACAGACGACAACUGGGGUAACAUUCGGCGACUCCCAGCUCAUGAUGAACGAAACCGUACUGGGGGUGCCGGUGUUUACUAUCAUUUUGAUUACGUCGGAAGCCCUCGUGACAACAAGUGGGGAUCGGCGCAUAAUCUCCCCAAGUUCCACCACCAGCUCGGUCUUGCCAAAAAAUACGGUGCCGAUAAGAUUUGGAUUGUUAACGUUGGAGACAUUAAGCCCCACGAAAUAUCCCUCGACUUCUUCAUGACUUAUGCCUGGAAUACCACAAUCUGGUCGAAGGACGACUUGGACAAGUACCGCAAGUCUUGGGCACUCAGAGAGUUCGGCUCAGAUUCGUUGGCUCCCACUAUUGCAGACCUCGUGAAACGAUUCAGUCACCUCAACAGCCGCGCCAAGGUCGAGCUUUACAAUUCAACAAUGUACAGCUUGACAAGCUACCGAGAGGCUGAAGGCGUCAUGGGAGAGUGGGAUGCUCUUGUCUCCUCCUCUAACCAAGUGUCGAGCCAACUUCCGGCAGUAUACCAACCUGCAUACUUCCAAUUGGUUCACCAUCCUAUCAUUGCUGGCAGAAACACACAGGCCUUGUAUAUUGACGCCGGCUAUAAUCAGCUCUACGCGAGCCAAGCACGUAGCCAGACAAAUCAGAAGGCAGAUGCUGUUGAAGCGAAUUUCGAGUACGACGAGGAUAUCCGCGAUCAGUAUCAUGGGUUACUGAAUGGGAAAUGGAACCACAUGAUGUCUCAGACCCAUCUUGGAUAUUUCUAUUGGCAGCAGCCCAUGCUCAAUAGCAUGCCCUCUAUCACUCGUGUUCAGAAGCGCCAAACCGCACUCCCUGGCCCGAUGAGGAUUACCGUGGAGGAUUCCAAGGGCGCGUGGCCAGGCGACAACUCGAACCAGUGCUCACAAGGCUACAAUUGCCCUCCACCGAAUGUUCCAGCACUCACACCCUAUUCACCAAUUCAGAAUCGCUACAUCGAAAUCUCUGCAGGAGGUCCGACACCAUACACUUGGACCGCCUCAUCUAAUGUUGGCUGGCUCAAGCUUAAUCAAACGUCUGGUAGUAUUCCCGACGCCUACGCCGGUCAACGAGUGCUUCUCUCCGUUAAUUGGAGCGCUGUGCCAGUAGGCACCUCCCCAACGGGUGUGGUCACUAUCAAAUCAAAUGGAGGCCAAUCCGUCACCGUCUCCAUGAUUGCCGAUUAUAAGACGGUGCCGUCAGGUUUCAGUGGCUUCGUCGAAAGUGGAGGCAUCGUUUCCAUCCAGACUGAGCACUAUUCGCGUUCUACAGCGGUUGGAGGUGUCUCUUGGGAAGUACUUCCGCAAUACGGUCGCAAUCUUUCGGCUGUCAGCCCUGCUAUCAGCGUCGAUGCACGAUGGGCACCUGGAGCGGGUCCAGUUCUCGAGUACGACUUCUAUACGUACAAUUCGGUCAACGGCAACAUCACAGUCACCGUUUAUUCGGCACCGACUCUCAACACAGCUCCUGGCUACCCAAUCACAUAUGCCAUCGCUGUCGACAACAAUACCCCUAUCACGGUCCAGCCAAUGCCAUUGGAGACCGACCGAGGAGAUUUGCCCAGCAUCUGGAGCGUCGUGGUCGCCGAGGAGGUUAUCCGCACUACGACAUCGCACAAAGCCGCACCAGGCAAGCACACAUUGAAGCUGUUUGCGACUGAGAUUGGCUUCGUGACCGAAAAGAUAGUCAUCGAGACCGUUUCUGGCUCGGUCGCAUAUAGCUAUCUGGGACCCCCAGAGAGUGUAAAGGUUUAG